CUUCUCAUCAAUUGAUACACAAAGCCUAUCCCAACCACAAGUAUAGCUAUAUUAUAUUUUCUACAAGAAUAAUACAUUAUUCCAAAAACAAAUGUUGUCUCUUUCGAAGCCUCUGCUUUGUUCUGUGCUCAUGGUAAUUAGUUGCCUGGUGGUGGGUUUAGCCUCAGCUGGGAACUUUUACCAAGACUUCGAUAUAACAUGGGGUGAUCACCGAGCCCAAAUACUCCAAGGAGGCAAGCUUCUUACUCUCUCACUUGACAAGGCUUCAGGCUCUGGUUUCCAGUCCAAGAACGAGUACUUGUUUGGCCGAAUCGAUAUGCAAAUCAAGCUUGUGCCUGGGAAUUCAGCUGGGACAGUCACUGCAUACUAUUUGUCUUCUCAAGGCCCAAACCAUGAUGAGAUUGACUUCGAGUUCUUGGGCAACUUGUCUGGAGACCCCUACACACUCCAUACCAAUGUGUUCAGCCAAGGAAAAGGGAACAGAGAACAACAGUUCCAUCUUUGGUUCGACCCAACAAAGGCUUUCCACACUUACUCCAUUGUUUGGAACAAACAACGUAUUAUCUUCAUGGUGGACAACAUUCCAAUAAGAGUGUUCAACAACUUGGAGUCAACAGCAGGAGUUGCAUUCCCCAAAAGCCAGCCAAUGAGGAUUUACUCAAGCUUGUGGAACGCAGACGAUUGGGCUACAAGAGGUGGCCUUGUCAAGACUGACUGGACCAAAGCUCCUUUCACUGCUUCCUACGCUAACUUUAAGGCCAAUGCCUGUGUUUGGGCAGCCGGAAAGUCCACCUGCGAUGCCAACAACUCCGGUGGCUUUAACGAUGCCACGUGGCAGAAUCAAGGGCUGGACGCCGCCGGGCGGAACAGGCUGCGGUGGGUGCAGCAGAAGUUCAUGGUGUACAACUACUGCACAGACUUGAAACGCUUCCCUAAGGGCCAGCUUCCUACAGAAUGCAAGCACUCUCGAUUCCUCUGAUUAAUUAUACUCAAAACUCAAUACCAACAAUUCAAUUCAAUUCAAUUCUAUUCUAUUUGUUUUUAAAUUGUAUCAUGCUUACAUACAUACUGCCCAAAAUUCUUUAUUUUUUCCUUGUAUAUCGUAAAAUAAAGUGUACUAUGAAAUUAUGAAACUAUAAAAUAAAAUUUUCCUUUUGUCUC
Humulus lupulus (European hop) is the source of this 1161-nucleotide messenger RNA. Its product is annotated as xyloglucan endotransglucosylase protein 1-like. Gene Ontology annotation, molecular function: xyloglucan:xyloglucosyl transferase activity; hydrolase activity, hydrolyzing O-glycosyl compounds. The coding region runs from base 92 to 979 and encodes 295 amino acids. Gene Ontology annotation, biological process: xyloglucan metabolic process; cell wall biogenesis. Gene Ontology annotation, cellular component: apoplast; cell wall. The record is from RefSeq and is a predicted model, not a curated record. The transcript is spliced from 3 exons. Lineage: Eukaryota; Viridiplantae; Streptophyta; Magnoliopsida; Rosales; Cannabaceae.